CGGAACAUUAAGCUACUUUGCAUUUCAGGGCUGCAUCCUCACCUCAUCCAUACAAUAUGCCGGGAAGAACUCGUCCAGUCGAGAAGAUUGCCAAAGCUUCAGCCCAAUGCUCCGUAGAGGUUGCGGCAUACGGCAAGUGUAUUGUUACCGAUUACAACUCAGUACAUAAAGAUAUGUGUGCGAAAGAGUUUAUGCGACUGAAGGAUUGCUACUUGGCGGCAUCCAAAAAGGGCUAAAGAAACAUUUGAAGGUUCCUUGGAAUUAUAUGUUGGAAAAAUCAGAAGCAUCAGAAGCAUUCAAAGAGUUGGGGCUGUUUGAGUAUGGCGGCGCAAGCAGGAGCAUUUGUAAAUUAUUCUAGGUUGAAUUUUGCUAGGUAUUGAAGGCGAACUAUUGAUGAAAGGC
Messenger RNA from Penicillium samsonianum, 402 nucleotides. RefSeq lists its product as uncharacterized. The transcript is spliced from 3 exons. The record is from RefSeq and is a predicted model, not a curated record. Lineage: Eukaryota; Fungi; Ascomycota; Eurotiomycetes; Eurotiales; Aspergillaceae. Bases 57 to 236 code for a protein of 59 amino acids. Gene Ontology annotation, cellular component: mitochondrion. Gene Ontology annotation, biological process: mitochondrial respiratory chain complex I assembly.